This is a messenger RNA of Zootoca vivipara (common lizard), 728 nucleotides long. RefSeq names its product adrenodoxin-like. The record is from RefSeq and is a predicted model, not a curated record. Gene Ontology annotation, molecular function: electron transfer activity; 2 iron, 2 sulfur cluster binding. Gene Ontology annotation, biological process: P450-containing electron transport chain. Gene Ontology annotation, cellular component: mitochondrion. NCBI's taxonomy places the organism in Eukaryota, Metazoa, Chordata, Lepidosauria, Squamata, Lacertidae.
AUGAUGUCUCGGAGCAUCUCUGGGCUCCUUCGCCUUGGGCUGUCUCAAGCACACAGGCGCAGAGCCCAGGUUAUCUUUGUGACAGCUGUUUGCAGUCCGGCACUGGCCGGCCUUCACCUGGGGAGAUGCUUCAGUACCAGCCACAGGCUUCAGUAUGUCCCUGCGGGGGGCACAGGUUCUACUGAGAAAGUGAAGUUAAAUUUUAUUAACCGGGAUGGAGAUAAAUUCUCAGUCACUGCUAAAGAAGGAGAAAGCUUGCUGGAGGUGGUGAUGAAUCAAAACAUUGACAUCGAUGGCUUUGGGGCAUGUGAGGGGGCCUUGGCUUGCUCCACUUGCCACCUCAUCUUUGAGGGCAGCACAUUCCAACAACUGGACCCCAUCAGUGACGAGGAGAUAGAUAUGCUGGAUCUGGCCUUUGGACUUACCGAGACGUCUCGUCUAGGCUGUCAGGUGCGUGUGAAGAAUUGGAUGGAUGGCCUCACAGUCCAGGUCCCCACAGAUGUGUCAGACAUCAGGAGAGAACUGGAAGUGGAGAAGCAAACCAAGCAAUAAUAGCUGACAUGGUGUUCUGCUGAGUGAUCUUCCCACAAUGCAAUCAUUUCAGGCUUUAUGUUUCUUGACCAUUUUGCUGCCGCUUGCUUUUCCUUGUGACUUCUUGAGGUGCCUUUUGUAUUUAAAACCUGCCAUGUGUACUCAAGUUUGAUAUUUGCCAUGAGAUAUGUGGGAAC